Messenger RNA from Prunus avium (sweet cherry), 1167 nucleotides. RefSeq lists its product as uncharacterized. The record is from RefSeq and is a predicted model, not a curated record. Lineage: Eukaryota; Viridiplantae; Streptophyta; Magnoliopsida; Rosales; Rosaceae. Gene Ontology annotation, biological process: shoot system development; root development.
AAAAAGGAAAAAGAAAUGGCUUUCCACACUCGCUCUAACAGCUUCCCUUCUAGGCCACACCCGAUCGUUCAAGAAGUUGAUGAACAUUUGUGUAGAUUGAGGUCUUCUGAGGUCACCCCCACAUCAUCAUCAAUCAGCCACAAACUAACUGGCCUUCAAGAAUUGCAUAGUUGUGUUGAUAGGUUGCUUCAGUUGCCCCUCACUCAACAAGCCUUGGCCCAAGAGCAGAAUGAGAAAUCAACUAAUGAGCUAUUAGAUGGCUCUCUGAGGAUCUUGGAUGGUUGCAGCAGAGCCAAGGAUGCUCUGUUGCAAACCAAGGAAUGCGUGCAGGACCUUCAAUCAAUCAUGCGAAGAAGGCGGGGAAGUGAAUCCAGAGCACUCACAACUGAGGUCAGGAAAUACUUGACCUCUAGGAAGAUGGUGAAGAAGGCAAUCCACAAGGCUAUGGGAAAUCUCAAGGGAUCCAGUUUCUCAUCCCUUAACAAGGACAAUGAGACUAUUGCCGUUGUUAGAACGUUGAGAGAUGUCGAGGCAGUCACUCUCUCAGUGUUCGAAUCACUCCUGUCCUUCAUCUCUGGCCCAAAGUCAAAGCCAAGCAGCAGUUGGUCAUUGGUUUCCAAGAUUAUUCACACCAAAAGAGUAGCUUUUGAGGAAGAAACGGAAGCAAAUCAAUUUGCACGAGUGGAUGCUGCUCUGCAAUCAUUCAUUAAGACAAGCAAAUCUGACCACAAAAAAGUAGACAACCAGCUCGACAAUCUGGAGUCAUGCAUUCAAGAUCAGGAAGAACAACUUGAGUGCCUUUUUAGGCAGUUGAUCAAAACAAGAGUCUCCCUCCUCAACAUCUUAAACCACUAGAUCUUAGCUUUUUCGAUUAUGUACAUGAAAAACAUACGUGUAUACAAAUACAUCCUCUGGAUAUCAAAUUGAUUAUACAAAAUGAUUUACUCAUUUGCUUAAUUGUCAACUAUUCUUCUUCUUUCGUCAAAAGCAUUCGUUUUCUGAACAGAUCAUAAAUUCUUGCAACUACUGCAACAAACAUUUUACCAUUUAUGUUCUAUAUAACCACAUAUAAUCUAUGUUUUUGGCAUCAAUCUUGGAAAUUAAUGGAACAAAAAAAAAAAAAUUCCCUAGUCUAAUUACAAGAUGAAAAUUUGAUUUAACUCUAAC